This is a messenger RNA of Aplosporella prunicola CBS 121167, 672 nucleotides long. RefSeq lists its product as uncharacterized. Gene Ontology annotation, cellular component: cytoplasm. NCBI's taxonomy places the organism in Eukaryota, Fungi, Ascomycota, Dothideomycetes, Botryosphaeriales, Aplosporellaceae. The transcript has 2 exons. Bases 1 to 672 code for a protein of 223 amino acids. Gene Ontology annotation, biological process: protein modification process. The record is from RefSeq and is a predicted model, not a curated record. Gene Ontology annotation, molecular function: protein-L-isoaspartate (D-aspartate) O-methyltransferase activity.
AUGGCCUAUGAAUGCUCUGGCGGGUCCAACACCGACCUGGUCGAAUGCCUCGCCACCAAAGGCCUGAUUACAUCGGGGCGCGUGAAGGAAGCCAUGCUAAGCGUGGACCGAGGACACUACUCCCCGACGGGCCCAUACGAGGACCGUCCACAGUCCAUCGGCCAUAAAGCCACCAUAUCGGCACCACAUAUGCACGCCUCGGCUUGUGAGUCGUUGUUGGGGUACCUGACGCCCGGCGCCAAGGUGCUGGACAUUGGCAGCGGGAGCGGCUAUCUCACGCAUGUGCUGGCAGAGCUGGUGAAGCCUGACGGAGUCGUCAUCGGUGUCGAUCAUAUCCAACCACUAGUGGACCUAGCACGCGAGAACAUGGCCAAGAGCCCGGAAGGCAGGGAGAUGCUUGAGUCUGGCGCUGUCAAGUUCGUCAAGGCAGAUGGUCGUAAAGGGUGUCCCGAUGAAGGACCCUAUGAUGCGAUCCAUGUGGGUGCGGCCGCCGCGGACCAUCAAGAGAAGCUAGAGCAACAGCUUAAGGCGCCGGGAAGGAUGUUCAUACCCGUCGAGAAGGGAUACAUGCAACAUAUCUGGAUCGUUGACAAGGAUGAGGAGGGCAAAAUGAAGUACACGAAGGACAUCGGCGUCCAAUACGUGCCACUGACGGAUGCCCCACAGUAUUGA